AUGGAUAUCUUGUCUAUCUCUGGCCUUUGGCUGCAGCCGCAAUUUGCAUCACUCGCUGCGGCUAUUGCUGCAGCACAGACCGGAUUUGUUGGUGGAGUAAUGCCAGCCCAGGGGGCUCAAGAACAGGCCGAGGUCAAUAAACUCCAAAUGACUUUGAAUACUGCCGGCGACCAGCUUAGGAAUAUUUCCAGAGACCUUGACCAAUCGGUUGUCCAAUGCGGCAAAGCAACACUCGACAAGCUUGAGUUGGCAAUGGCUAAAGUCUACAAGUUAGCCGUUUUCAUUCGCGGAGCUUACGACGACCGCAACCCUGAUACGUUGCAGCGCGAUGACCUUUUAAACCAGAUGGUCAACGCCUUCCAGGAUAUGGAAGACUGCGCCGAGGCUGGCCUGAAGGUCAUUAGCUACCGGCACGCCAUCGUUAUGGAGGUGCAAAACACGAAGAUCCUCCCGGCCCAAGCUGACGUCCAUAUGCUCCUCCAGAAGACUGAGUUAGAACUGCAGAAUACACAGGGUCAGAUCAGAACUUCGCAAGCCAGCGUCGAUACGAUUUCGCGAAGUGCACAAUCCCAAGCGGAAGCUGUCAGUCGGCUUCAAGAUAAGAUUUCGGAUACUGAGAUUGCCAAAGGUUUCAGCGACGUUGGUGGUAUCGGUAAUGCUAUCAAUGGCGGGCCCCUGGAUCCUGCGAAUCUGCAGGGCCAGCUCAAUGACGCUCGUCGAGCCAGGGACGAGGCACAAAACCAGCUCAAUGAAGCACGAAUGAAGCUAUAUGGCUUGCAGAAUGAGCGCAAUGCGCAGGAUAUGCGUCUACGAUUCGUACAGCAGACAGAAGCCCUCGUUCCCACUCUAAGUCUGUUGGCAGAAACGACGGAAAAUGAGUGUAUUACACUGCAGCGUCGAUUUGCGCCACUGAAGGACUCAGCUUCACGGUUCCUUGUGCGGGUACGUGAGAUCCAGGAAGGCGCCAUCGUUACAAAAGCAUUGGCGUAUUCUAAGAAGGACUUUGCUUUGGGGUUGCUCGAAAUCUCCCAGGAUGCUCUCUUGCAUCAGGCGCUUGGGGACGAGGUACGAAUGGUAAGAGAUGAAAUUGCGAACGAAUAUGGCGAGAAGAUUCCAGAAGAUGUAGAACAAGCAUUGGCUGGGAUUGAUGAGAAGAUUGGAACUUUCGCAACGCUGCCGAGCCUGCGUGGUUAA
Neoarthrinium moseri is the source of this 1194-nucleotide messenger RNA. RefSeq lists its product as uncharacterized. The record is from RefSeq and is a predicted model, not a curated record. The transcript is spliced from 2 exons. Lineage: Eukaryota; Fungi; Ascomycota; Sordariomycetes; Amphisphaeriales; Apiosporaceae. The coding region runs from base 1 to 1194 and encodes 397 amino acids.